This is a messenger RNA of Oldenlandia corymbosa var. corymbosa, 315 nucleotides long. Lineage: Eukaryota; Viridiplantae; Streptophyta; Magnoliopsida; Gentianales; Rubiaceae. The record is from the annotation of a GenBank genome assembly.
AUGGAGCACGGUUCGGAAAAGGAUCCAGCAAAUGCAACAUUUUCGUUGACAGAUGAGGAUCAUACCCUAGCAAAUUCACUUAGAUUUUGUCUAAAUCAAGAUUUAAGAGUUAAUUUCUGUGGAUAUAGCAUCCCCCAUCCUUCUGAAGCUCGAGUAAACAUAAGAGUCCAGACUACAGGUGAUCGAGCAAGGGAAGUUUUGAAGGAUGCUUGCGAAGAUUUGAUGUCUAGGAGUCAACAUAUUAGGAGCACAUUUGAACAGGCUGUUGCAGAUUACAAAAAUCAGCAAGGUCCAAAACCUAUGGAUUCAGAUUAG